Molecule: messenger RNA, 384 nt
Organism: Ochotona curzoniae (black-lipped pika)
Lineage: Eukaryota; Metazoa; Chordata; Mammalia; Lagomorpha; Ochotonidae
Gene: UCN
Product: urocortin
Exons: 1
Coding region: 1-384 (127 amino acids)
Biological process (GO): negative regulation of feeding behavior
Cellular component (GO): extracellular region
Molecular function (GO): hormone activity
Source: RefSeq, a predicted model, not a curated record
AUGAAACAGGCGGCACGCGCGGCGCUGCUGGGGGCGUUACUGCUACUGGCCCAACUGCGCCCCGGGAGCAGCCAGUGGAAUUCGGCGGCAGCAGCGGCGGCAGGGGUCCGGGACCCAAAUCUACGUUGGAGUCCCGGGACACGGAGUCAGGGCGGUGGGGCCCGCGCACUUCUCUUGCUGUUGGCCGAGCGCUUCCCGCACCGCGUGUGGCCCGGCCGCCGGGGACCCGAAACGGAGAGCGAGCGGCUGCGACGCGAUGACCCUCCACUAUCCAUCGACCUCACUUUCCACCUGCUGCGGACCCUGCUGGAACUGGCGCGGACGCAGAGCCAGAGGCAGCGCGCCGAGCAGAACCGCAUCAUAUUUGACUCGGUGGGCAAGUGA